Messenger RNA from Tetrahymena thermophila SB210, 513 nucleotides. RefSeq names its product kazal-type proteinase inhibitor 1. NCBI's taxonomy places the organism in Eukaryota, Ciliophora, Oligohymenophorea, Hymenostomatida, Tetrahymenidae. The annotation marks the transcript as partial. The record is from RefSeq and is a predicted model, not a curated record. The transcript has a single exon.
AUAUAUAAAUAUUAAACUUUUAAAAUUAAAUAAUAAAAUUAAACAAUUAUAAAAAAACAAAAGAUAAAAAUUCCUAAAAAAAUGAAAAGCCUUGUUUUAUUAUUUGCUCUCGUUUUAGUAGCUAAUUGCUAAACUGUUUACUAAUGUCCAAAGGAUGGAAGAGUUUUCAAGUGCUCAAGUGAACCUAAGGAAGUCUGUGGUAUCAAAACUGUUCACGGAGAACAGGUCAAAGAAACAUUUGUCAAUAGCUGCUAAGCCUGCUCUCUUGGUAAGGUUGAUUUCACUGUUGAUGGUAAAUGUGAAAAAUACAUUGCUGAAGCUGAAUUUUGCCCUCCUUCUUAUAAAGAAGUUGAUGCUUGUACUGAAUAAUUCUAGCCUUAAUGUGCUUGGUUUAACUAAUCAGUUAAAUGCUUAGUAUACCCUUGUGCUAUUGAAGUCCAAAAUAGAUGCUAUGGUUGCAUUAUCAAGAAUGUUUUAUUCACUACUGAAGGAGAUUGCCCAAAAUCAGUUUGA